AUGGACGACGCCACGCGCCGCUCGCUGGCGCAGGUGGUGCAAGAGGUGGAGAGUGAGCGUACGACGGCCGAUACGCUCCGUGAGCUUGCACGUAAUGUGGACCGCAGCCAGCGCAUGAUUGCGAUGCAGCUCGGGCAGAUCUAUGCGAUGGAAGCUUCGCAGGUGCCGGGCCACGUCGAGCGCACGGCCCACGAGUUUGGCGAGGUGCGCAAUGCGAUUGCAGCACUUGCGGCCGAGGUGCCUGCACAGGAAUACUACAAGUGGAGUGAAACCUGGUCCUGGUCGGUGCGCCAUGCGGUCUUUGGCGCGUGCCUGGCCUACUACCUCGGCACGGGACGCCUGCUGUCGAAGGAAGAGGCGAGCACCGUGCUCGGAAUGGACCGCGUGCCGCACGACCGCAUGCUCCUUGCGACCGACGAGUACCUGCACGGCCUCAUUAGCAUGGUCAACGAGCUGCCGCGCCUCGCGAUGAACGCCGUGACCUCGGGCGAUUUUGAGGCGCCGGUGCGCAUCGCGGCAUUUGUCAAGCAGCUGCACGCCGCCUUCCAGGUGCUCAACCUGAAGAAUGAUAUUCUGCGCAAGCGCUUCGACGGACUCAAGUACGAUGUGAAGCGCGUCGAAGAGAUCAUCUACGACAUCCGCCUGCGUGGAUUGGUUUCCGACCAGGUGGCGCCUGCGCCGGCCGGCGAUGGGAGUGCAUUGCUGGCCAUCAUGCAGGGGCGUACUUAG
Messenger RNA from Malassezia japonica, 729 nucleotides. RefSeq names its product Translin-1 (gene tsn1). The record is from RefSeq and is a predicted model, not a curated record. Gene Ontology annotation, molecular function: single-stranded DNA binding; RNA binding; sequence-specific DNA binding. Gene Ontology annotation, cellular component: nucleus; cytoplasm. The transcript is spliced from 5 exons. NCBI's taxonomy places the organism in Eukaryota, Fungi, Basidiomycota, Malasseziomycetes, Malasseziales, Malasseziaceae. Bases 1 to 729 code for a protein of 242 amino acids. Gene Ontology annotation, biological process: RNA metabolic process.